This is a messenger RNA of Bubalus bubalis (water buffalo), 2347 nucleotides long. It is a transcript of the gene BMP7, whose product is annotated as bone morphogenetic protein 7. The transcript has 7 exons. The record is from RefSeq and is a predicted model, not a curated record. Gene Ontology annotation, molecular function: cytokine activity; growth factor activity. Gene Ontology annotation, cellular component: extracellular region. Gene Ontology annotation, biological process: SMAD protein signal transduction. Bases 567 to 1862 code for a protein of 431 amino acids. Lineage: Eukaryota; Metazoa; Chordata; Mammalia; Artiodactyla; Bovidae.
CUCCCCCUCCUCCUCCUCCUCCCAGGCCCCAGCGCGUACCACUCUAAGGCUCCUGAGGCGGCCUCUCGUGCGAUCAAGGGCGCGCGGGGCUGGGUGAGCGACCUGAGGCCCCUGCUCUGAGCGCCGGAGUUAGGAAGAGGGUGGGUCCCUGCCGCUCGAGAGCAAGAGCGCGAGAGGAGCCAGAGGAAGGAGCGCCCGCUCGCCAGCCGCCUCGCCGCCUCCCCGGCACUCGCUCUCCCGGCUCCUGGGUUUGCUAGCUGCUCCUCCCACCCGCGCCCGCCUCCUCGUUCGCUCUCUCGCUCGCUCGAGCCGGCUUUCCAGCCCCGCGGUGCGCCCGGGCGAGUGCGGGGCGAGGGGCCCCGGGGCCAGCGCCGAGCCGGGGGCGGGGGUCCAGGCAGAGCGCAGCGGGUCGGGGAGGGGCCAUGUCCGGCGCGGGCGCAGCGGGACCCAUCUGCAGCAAGUGACCGAGCGGCCUGGACGGCCGCCUGCCCCCCUCUGCCACCUGGGGCGGCGCGGGGCCCCGGUGCCGGGUGCCCGGAGCCCGGGUCGCGCGUAGAGCCGGCGCGAUGCACAUGCGCUCGCUGCGCGCCGCGGCGCCGCACAGCUUCGUGGCGCUCUGGGCGCCGCUGUUCCUGCUGCGCUCCGCCCUGGCCGAUUUCAGCCUGGACAACGAGGUGCACUCGAGCUUCAUCCACCGGCGCCUCCGCAGUCAGGAGCGCCGAGAGAUGCAGCGCGAGAUCCUCUCCAUCUUGGGCUUGCCCCAUCGCCCGCGCCCCCACCUCCAGGGCAAGCACAACUCGGCGCCCAUGUUCAUGCUGGACCUGUACAAUGCCAUGGCGGUGGAGGAGGGCGGCGGGCCCGACGGCCAGGGCUUUUCCUACCCCUACAAGGCCGUCUUCAGUACCCAAGGCCCCCCUCUGGCCAGCCUGCAAGAUAGCCACUUCCUCACCGACGCCGACAUGGUCAUGAGCUUCGUCAACCUCGUGGAACAUGACAAAGAGUUCUUCCACCCGCGCUACCACCACCGGGAGUUCCGGUUUGAUCUCUCCAAGAUCCCAGAAGGGGAGGCUGUGACUGCAGCUGAGUUCCGCAUUUACAAGGACUACAUCCGGGAACACUUCCACAAUGAGACAUUCCGGAUCAGUGUCUACCAGGUGUUGCAAGAGCACCUGGGCAGGGAGUCCGACCUGUUCCUGCUCGACAGCCGCACCCUCUGGGCCUCAGAGGAGGGCUGGCUCGUUUUUGAUAUCACAGCCACCAGCAACCACUGGGUGGUCAACCCGCGGCACAACCUGGGCCUGCAGUUGUCGGUGGAGACUCUGGAUGGACAGAGCAUCAACCCCAAGUUGGCGGGCCUGAUCGGGCGGCAGGGGCCCCAGAACAAGCAGCCCUUCAUGGUGGCCUUCUUCAAGGCCACCGAAGUCCACCUCCGCAGCACCCGCUCCACGGGGGGCAAGCAGCGCAGCCAGAAUCGCUCCAAGACGCCCAAGAACCAGGAAGCCCUGCGGGUGGCCAAUGUCGCAGAAAACAGCAGCAGCGACCAGAGGCAGGCAUGUAAGAAGCACGAGCUAUACGUCAGCUUCCGGGACCUGGGCUGGCAGGACUGGAUCAUCGCACCCGAAGGCUAUGCCGCCUACUACUGUGAGGGGGAGUGCGCCUUCCCUCUGAAUUCCUACAUGAACGCCACCAACCACGCCAUCGUGCAGACGCUGGUGCACUUCAUCAACCCGGAAACAGUGCCCAAGCCUUGCUGUGCUCCGACUCAGCUCAAUGCCAUCUCUGUGCUCUACUUCGAUGACAGCUCCAACGUCAUCCUGAAGAAAUACAGAAACAUGGUUGUCCGGGCUUGUGGCUGCCACUAGCGCUUCCCGGAAGUCACACGCUUUCGAGACACGUUUUUCUGGAUCCUGGGUCUCUCACCGUCCAGCACCUCCCACCUCCUCGGCGAGGAGCCAGCAGACCAUCUGCAUUUUGUGAGGCCUUCCCAUUCCCUCUCCCCAACUAUAAUGCUGUAGGAGUGUUAAGGAAUUUGAGAGGCAGAUGGCUUUUGAUCCGAUUUUCAUCAGCAUCCUACAGACAAGAUCCUACAAGCUGCUGCAGGCAAAACCUAACAGGAAAAAUAUAUAUAUAUCAAGAAAAAUUGCUGGGCCCCGAUCACUGGCUGUGAAGUCUCAGCCGUGCACCAACUCGUUCCCAGGGGUAAUUACGACACCCUUCAGCCCAGCCACCAGCAGCGGGAGGAAGGGGGUGUGGCCAAGGGUGGGCACGCUCUUGUUUAUGUGAGAGGAAGAUGAAUGCAGAAGUCCCUGUAAUAAAUGUCACAAUAAAACGAAUGAAUGAAAAUGGU